Aspergillus ochraceoroseus IBT 24754 is the source of this 4464-nucleotide messenger RNA. RefSeq names its product putative ABC bile acid transporter. The transcript is spliced from 4 exons. Gene Ontology annotation, cellular component: fungal-type vacuole; membrane. NCBI's taxonomy places the organism in Eukaryota, Fungi, Ascomycota, Eurotiomycetes, Eurotiales, Aspergillaceae. Gene Ontology annotation, biological process: transmembrane transport. Gene Ontology annotation, molecular function: ATP hydrolysis activity; ABC-type peptide transporter activity; ATP binding. The record is from RefSeq and is a predicted model, not a curated record. Bases 1 to 4464 code for a protein of 1487 amino acids.
AUGGCAUAUGGCAUAUGGGGCCCGUGUCGCUCAAUUUGGGACUCUGCUAAUGCCCGGGUGUCACAAUGUGCCAUUGCUUACUUUUCUCUCGUGCCAGCCAUAAUCAUCCUGAUUGCGGUCUUGACCUAUGCGCUACGACGAUUGCCAUGUGUCCAGCGUCCUAAAUGGGCUAGGCCUUUCAUCCAAGAAUUGCCCCCUUACUGUGAGUUGCGGUUACCAGCCCCGAAGCAACGUUUAGGCUGGGUGUUAGCCCUGUUGGCGGUUUCCAGCAUCGGAUUCGCCUCUGGGCUCAUUAAGUUGAUUCUUAAUGGGAGAAGUCCGACGAAUUGGAUUCUCCUUGCUGGUUGGGCCAUUGCGUUCGCCUUGGUUGUUACCGAACGCCCGAGAUCAAGUCCCCUGCUAUUCCUGGCUUUUUAUGUGGCGGAAUCGAUUGUGGAGAUUGCUUAUAUCGUUAACGGUGAUGUAUAUGCGGUCUCUAGUAUAUUCACCUACUAUGUUGCGGCUGGUACCGCCUUGUUGGGUGUGGCUGUCAUUCUUGCUAUGCCUCUUCGCCAGGUGGCUCUUCCUACCUUUGACAUCAGUACCGUUGGGCAGGCCCCAAAUAGUGAUCACCGCAGUCCCGAAGACAAUCUGCGAUUGUGGCAGUUUUUCACCGUGUCUUGGAUGGCGCCGCUGCUGGCCGUGGGAAAGAGCCGCCAGCUGAAUGAAAGUGACGUUUGGUUUCUUGGAUUUGAGUUCCAGCACCAGAGGCUGCAUGAAAAGUUUCGACAGCUCCACGGAAGCGUUCUUCGCCGAUUGCUGCAGGCAAAUGGUAUUGACCUGCUCAUCAUCAGUACAAUUGCAAUUGUGCACAUGCUUUGCGAGACAGUAGCUGAGUAUCUUUUAGAGUUCUCUACACCGUUGCUACUCCAGCAACUAUUAAAGGCAAUGGAGAGCCAAAAUAGAUCGCAUCGUGCUGCUUUGAUUUAUGCGCUACUUUCCUUGCUGCUUCGUUUAGUGGCAGCGCAAGCCCAGGUGUUCAACCUCUGGUACGGAAGAAGAAGUUACGAACGGAGCAGGGGAGAGAUGAUUAUGAUGGUCUAUGAGAAAGCCCUAUCGCGGAAGAAUAUUUUCGAGCAGAAUAUUGAUCGUAAGGACGGAGAAAACGAGACGUCGGACGAGCAAACUGACAGUGACGAAUCCAAGCUGUCCCGAAAUACGUCCAGGUUUUGUUGCUUUCCAAACCCCUGGCGGACCCCCGAUAAAAAGAAGCCUAAAAGUGCUGCCUCUAUGGGGAAAAUAUUCAACCUGCUACGAGGUGAUGUCUACGAAGUCGCCCAGCGGUUCUGGGAGAUAGACAGGCUGAUCGAUGGGCCGUUGGGUCUUAUUAUAGCGGUCGCCCUCGUUUGGAAAGUGCUCGGACCAUCCUGCUUCUUGGGGAUUCUCGUUGUUUUGGUUGCCCAGUUGAUCAAUAUCUUCACCACUCGGGGACUUAUCCGCUGCGAGCGUGUUCGCAGAGUAGCGACGGACGCCAGGCUCCAAGUUACAUCCCAAUUUGUGGAGGCUCUUCGCCACCUUCGCUGGUACGGUUGGCAGAACCAUUGGCUUCGCCAGGUUAUGGAUGCCAGACAGGAGGAGUUACGGCUUCGAAUACUCUCUAAGCUAUGGAGUGUUGGUAUUCUUUUUGUUACCGCUUUCUCCAGCGGAUUUUUCCCAGUUGUGGCCCUCUAUGCUUACGCGUUCCUCACUGGGCAUCGUCUGAGCGUCGAUACCAUAUUCCCAGCACUACAGCUCUUCUAUAUGCUGGAGUCUCGUCUAAGAGCUAUCCCUGGCCUGAUCACAGUGUUAAUCAAUGCCUCGAUUGCCAUGGAGCGAAUUGAGGAUUUCAUGGCUGAACCUGAUAAGGAAACCAAAGCAACCACGGCAGAUCCUGGCUCCAUCCUUUUCCAGCUGGAAUCCUGUUCCUUCGCCUGGCCUGGAAAAUCUUCCGCUAUUCUUUCAGACAUUAGCCUGGGCUUUUCUAAAGGACUUACCGUCAUUUAUGGAAAAGUAGGAACUGGGAAGACGGCUCUCCUACAAGCACUUCUUGGUGAAAUGGAUAAGAUCAGCGGAGAAUCCCGUCUACCAAAUGAGAUGAUAGGAUAUUGCGCUCAGACUCCAUGGCUACAGAGUAUGAGUAUCCGAGAUAACAUAUUGUUUGAAUCCCCAUAUGAUGAACAGCGUUAUAAGAAAGUUUUGGAUGCCUGCGCCUUACUUCCAGAUCUCUCGCAUUUCAAACACGGCGAUCUGUCCUUUAUUGGAGAGAAUGGAAUUGGUCUUUCUGGGGGACAGAAAGCCCGUGUGGCCCUUGCGAGAGCAGUUUACAGCUCCGCCAGGGUCUUGUUUCUUGAUGACCCCUUGUCCGCUUUGGACCACAACACGGCCGAGCUGGUGGUUCGAAAGUGCCUGACGGGGCCGCUGAUGGAUGGACGUGCCGUAGUCCUUGUCACACAUAGGACUCAGCUUGUCCGUCAUAUUGCAGACCAGAUGAUCAAUAUUCAUGAUCGCACGGCAACGGUAGAAGGGAAGUCAAGAGAUCCCCUCCAUGACGAUGCCCACGCCAGUGAUGUCUCCCCAGACAACUCAAGCAAUGCUGAUAUGGACGAACCUGAGCUGGUAGAUCACUCAGCUGCCGUACCAUCUAAGUUUAUUGAAGAAGAACACCGUGCUGAAUGGGGUGUGAAAGCGGCCGUUUAUAUGAGCUACAUCAGAGCUGGAAAAUAUAGGUGGUGGGCUAUUUUGGUCAUCAGCCUGGUGGUAUUCCGCCUGGCCAGAGUCGCACAAGCUUGGUUCCUGAAGGAAUGGGGUGAGGCGUAUAAUGAAGUCAUUCAUGUAUUCCAGCACUCCUCCCUAGACGACAGAAUCUCUAUUGGCCGGUGGACAACGCUCCCGAUUAUGCCAACCAAGUUUAAUUGGACCCUAAAAAAUCCUCUUGACGACUUCCCGUCGCCCGUGGAGGAUGUGCGGCCUUGGCUGUUGGCCUUUUUGGGGAUUACAAUUUUCCAAGUUGUUAUGCUGCUCCUUCCCCAGCUUUUGAUGCUUGUAAUUGUUUACUGGGCCGGCAAAAAGCUCUUUGAACAAGUCAUGGAGAAAGUCAGCCAUGCCACAUUCCGUUUCUUCGAUGUUACCCCUAUUGGGCGUUUAAUGAAUCGAUUGACAUCGGAUAUCGGAGUAGUGGAUGGCAAUAUCAGCGAACAGUUCCAGAGCAUCGCGUUUUCAGCUAUCAUUUGGUCGUCUUCAAUUGUUGUCAUAGCCUCGGUGACACCGUUAUUUCUGGUAUUUUCGAUUGUGCUUACUACCGUAUUCUUCUGGACCUUUUUUCAGUUUCUCCCUACCUCGCAAAGUCUUCGUCGCCUGGAAAUGGUAUCCCUCAGCCCCCUGAUGUCUAAUUUUGGCGAGCUGCUGCAUGGUCUCACGACGGUGCGUGCGUUUCAUGCCGAGGGCCGGUUUCAAGAUCGUGUGAUCGCCGUUGUCGACAGGUUCCAGGGAAUGGACCACUUCUACUGGUCGCUUCAGAGCUGGUUGAUGUAUCGCUUUGAAAGCUUUUCGGCCAUUUCUACUUUCUGCCUCACAGUGCUUGCACUUUACACGGACGUGUCUCCUGGAUUGGCUGCCUUCGCGCUGAUCGCCGCAGGCAAUUUUGUCGAUUCUACCCACGCAUUAUGCCAACAAUAUGGUCAGCUCCAGAUGGAUUUUGUAUCCGUCGAACGUGUCGAUGAGUUGCUUCACGUUGAUCAGGAAGAGCCGGGAACAAUCGAACCGCCGGCAUCAUGGCCCAAGUUUGGCAACGAUAUUGUCUUUGAGGAUGUAACAAUCCGCUACGCUCCCCAUUUAGACCCAUCACUUCACAACAUUACCCUUCGCAUUCCGGGCGGAUCUACAACAGCCCUGAUAGGCAGAACUGGAAGCGGCAAGUCCACUCUGGCUAUCUCUCUCCUUAGUGUCAUCAAGCCCGAAUCCGGCCGUAUCCUCGUCGACGGCAUUGACAUCGCACAAGUUGAUAAACAGGCGCUCCGAACUCGGGUCACAUUUGUCGCGCAAGACCCUGUUCUUUUCCCGGGGAGCAUUCGUCUGAACCUCGAUCCAACCAACGAAUACCCCGAUGAGGAGUGCGCUGACGUCCUGAAGCGUAUCUGCGGUCGACACGCUUGGAGUCUCACAACCCAUGUUGACACCGGAGGACGAAACCUCAGCCAAGGCGAGAGACAACUGAUUGGCCUUGCGAGAGCGGUGCUACGCCGGAGCUCGGUUGUUAUUCUGGACGAGGCGACGGCGUCAAUUGAUCAUGAGAGCUCGCUUGAGAUCCAGCAGAUACUUCGAGAAGAAAUGCGCGAGUCGACCGUCCUUACUAUUGCGCAUCGGUUGGAGGCUAUCAAGGAUGCAGAUUACUAUAUUGAAUUAGAUCAGGGACAAGUAUUGAGACAGGGGUUUGUGAGGGAUAUGUGA